Messenger RNA from Epinephelus lanceolatus (giant grouper), 1727 nucleotides. RefSeq lists its product as uncharacterized. NCBI's taxonomy places the organism in Eukaryota, Metazoa, Chordata, Actinopteri, Perciformes, Serranidae. The record is from RefSeq and is a predicted model, not a curated record.
UCACUGACAUCCGCCGUCGCAUGAUGACGUCGCCCAGCGGAAGUGCGGUCGGAUUCUCUCAGCUCCGCGGUUCUGUUUUCCUAAAUCCUUAUGAAUUCUCCUGCUCGUCUUUCCUUGACCUCGUGACGUUUCCCACCGAGGUCAAGGAAUAGUGAUUGGGAACAGAUGACAGGAGGGACUUUAGCGGAGCAGUGGACAAGAGUGUUUUUUGAAUGCAUUAGACGGACAGGUUUACACAGUAGAAUCUAAUCUCUGAUUCACACUCCGGAAGAGAAGAUGGCGGCAAUGCACCAAAUACACUUGUUCCCAACCGUCGUUAAAAAAGAAGAAGAAGAAGAAGAAGCGGAGCAGUGGAGCGGUAAAGAAACCAUGCCCAGUGAAAUUGAAAAGACAUGCCGUCUAUGCAAAGUAAACCUAGUAGUUAAGGGGGUCAUAACACAUUCAAAACUUUUAUACAGAUGCUCACAAGCGAAUGAGAGGUUAUUAACCGAACGUUUUAGAGAUGUCGGUGUCGUCCUCCCAUGUAGACCCGGCGUCUAUUCUGGGAGGAUUUGCAUGAAAUGUUUCAGACUGCUUGCCAGGGUUGAAGAAUCCCAAAACAUUUUAAAGAAAUGGCAGUCUGAGCAUAACGUGGUGGACAAAGAAGAAGAGGAAGGCCAAAGCACAGAGAAGAGGGACCGUGACACGCCAACGGAGACGCCAAGGAAAAAGAAGCUGUGUCUCCCGGCAUCUCGUGUCAGCACGACAGAGGUGUACAUCAAUUACCCCAGUAAGGUAAACCCAGAGAGGUACAGAUGUGACGCUGACAUUAGUGGCGUGAUAAAUAAUCUGGCAAAGGGCAAUUUCACCACGGCAGCCAGACUGAUGGUGCAGCAUGAGAGUCUCAUAGACGCGCUCAAGCCUGCAAUGGAGACAGUUAUUGACAAGGAGUGCCAGCGUCUUUGCCACCAAAGGGAGGGUUUCAUGCUGUGGAAGAGUUCCCCAGAAGAACUGAGGAAUUUCUCCUUACACAACCUUAGAAAGGAUUUGGAGCGGAUAGCACCAUUCAUGUUCUCUCUGAUCUGCACCAUAUCUGGAAUGCAACACAACCAUGCCUGUGCAGCUGCUGCCAUUGCCCUUCGAGGGAGGGAGAACCAUCUUUCAGCCUUUUCGUACUACAUCAACAGUGUACUGCAGUACGGUGGAGCCAAGAAAGCAGUCUUCGAACAACUAUGCAAGAUGGGGAUCACCACUACACAUGCCAGGGCUGUCCUCAAACAACAUGCCAUGUCAACACUCUGUGGAGAAGAGCUACAAAAUCAAAGAGAAUCAUGUUCCACUACCACAGCACAGGAGAGCAUAGGACAGCCAACUACUCCACAUCUCAGAGAUGCAAGCCUACUCAGUUGAGUGGGCGGGGUCUAUGGUCUGGAACCAGGCUAAUAUAUAAUCCCUACCAGUGGUACGUGCCCACAACACCUCAAACAGGAGGCGCCCAGGAAGAUACUGAUUUGAUGCCCGAACUACCUCAACUGACCCCUUUCAACACGAAGGAGCAGCGGCUCUACUCCGAACUCACUCCGGAUGUCCAAGCUCCUCCCCCUAUCGCUAAGGCUGAGCCCAGACACCCCACUGGGGAAACUCAUUUCCACUGCUUGUAUCCGGGACCUCAUUCGUUUGGUCACUACCCAGAGCUCAUGGCCAUAGGUGAGGGUUGGGACGUAGAUGGACCAGUAAAUCGAAAGCUC